Molecule: messenger RNA, 2229 nt
Organism: Penicillium longicatenatum
Lineage: Eukaryota; Fungi; Ascomycota; Eurotiomycetes; Eurotiales; Aspergillaceae
Exons: 1
Coding region: 1-2229 (742 amino acids)
Source: RefSeq, a predicted model, not a curated record
AUGCAGGGUCUGUGGUCCCGAGCUGCUCCUUCGCAGUCGACCUGUCGCUGUGUCUCGUGUCUGAGCACGACUGCUACAGGCGUUACCUCGCGAUCAACCACCGCUGCCAGCAAAAGACGCCUCCGAAUAGGCAACUCCGUCACCGCACUAUACACGAGCAUCUUCGCCGUUGCCGCCCUGGCCGAUGCUAAAGCCAAAACUCAACGUCGAAAUGACUGGGAAGAGAAGAUCGCGGCCGUUAAGGCGGAGGUGAAUGCAUUGGUGGAUGAAGAGCAGCGACUGAUGAAGUCACUACAAUCAAGGAGAAGUCCGCGCGGAAUUCAUCGACUGUUGUACAAUGGGGGUUCUGGAAUCACUUCGAGCUUACCUCCUACGACCCAGCUACGAACCAUGUCAAGCCAGCCAACAAGGUCCUUCCACACUGAUCGUCGGCUGAUCAAUGCUGCAAGCGCGGAGAUAACGGAGACUUUUGAAGCAGAGGAGGAAAUCACAUAUGAGGAUGAUUGUAUGGAAGAUAUAGAAGACAUGGAAGCAAGGCAUACGUUCUUUCCGAGUUGGGUCCUCCAGGAUCCUAUGCGAGUCAAAGCUAUCCAAAAAUUGGCCCUGAGACAAUUGGCAAUUCGAAUGUUGCUCCGACCGACCAUUGCCCAUCGUUACUCUGGACUUCCAGUGAACUAUACCCGCGAUUUCGAUGUUCCUCAAAUCAACGUGCCAAGCCUUCUCGAAGAGCUCAAUAAGCUUCGACGUCGAAUCACUGAACUUCGGACUUCCGAAAACUCAGAGUAUGAUGAUUUAGUUCACGAACUUGUCACAUUGAGUCCACAAAGAGUGCAAAAAGAAUGCAAAACUCUCGACGCCGAGCUUCAACAAGAUCUUCAGCUAUUCAUGAGCCGCCAGAUGUCCUUAGAAGAAGCUCUCUUGCGAACCUCUGAGAAUCUCCUCAAUUCAGUGGAUCCGGACCGGACAAACGCAUUCAGGAACAUAAUCAUUGCGUUCAGCCAAGCUCGCCAGAAUGAUCUGACCGAACUGCUGCUGCGAACAAUCUUACCACAUCGAUUCUAUUUGAGCACGUCUCUCAUAACAACGAUCAUGGUUUUUUUCCGCAAGUCGAAAAACCUUAAAGAUUUUGACCUUUUCCUUCGCAUGCUCACUGGGGAAGGCUGGUCCGCAAAUUUGGGGGCACUGGCGCCCUAUACUCACCGAAAGGUCAAUGGCCUGGAUGUGGUAGUCCCGCCGAUGGACAGCAAUAGCGUUCUUAUAUACUCAGAGCUGAUCACCUGUGCAUUACGUUUCAAUCAGCCGGAUCGAGCAGAUGCUUGGCUCCAAGCCGCGCGGCGUGUUGGCUUCUUCGACAACUUCAACACACUGUUUUGUUAUAUCAAAUUCUACAGCAUAAGACAAGACUGGGAGAAAGGAUCUGCGGCGCUUAAACGAGCUGUCACAUACCUAGUUUCAUCAACGGGCCUUGAGAAACACCAUGUGGAGCGCCUUGUUGUGCUUAUGGCCCACCUCUGCGAUUCCUGCGGUCGAAAAGAUGUUUCGCAAGCUUUGAUAUCUGCAGCUAUGGACAGUGGAUUCGACCCUUGCAUCCCGUCAGUCCAGGAAGAUGUUGAUCCUAUCAGUGACCCCAAUUUUGUGCGAUGGGCCCAGGCUGCUCAAUCAGCGCCCAAGGAGAACGCCGGUCGUCCUUUGUGGCAGAAAUGUUCCGAAUUUGCACACACCUUCGGUAACUACUUGAACGAUCUGGAGACAUCACAUGAUGACACAAGGACUCAAAAGCUUGCCAGCCACGCUGCUUGUUACGCGCAGAAUGCCAUGAGGGCCGGUCUUAGCGGUGAUUCCUUAACUUCGAAGAACGCGAAAAUCCAGGACAGCGCUCUAUCAUCGAGUUCACCGUCUGAAGUUGCUGAGUUGAAAAACGAAGUAGCUCAACUUCGUGAGCUUGUUUUUGAGCUCCGAAAGCACCACAUCCAGGCUUCAUUCAAAAAGGAUAAUUCUUACGCCCCCUCCGAUUUCACCUAUGAAGAGCAUACCUCACAACAAUCCGAUACCCGUUCACACGCCCCAACCCCGACCUCCGAAACCCAGGAUCCCUCUGCCACACCCCGCAGCGUCGAAUUCCACAAAGUUGCCCCCAAACCAGGCCGGCCAAAGAAAUCGCGGAAAAGAUCCGUGGAAGAUCGGGACCUUUUCACCCCUCGCCGUACAGCAAGCCAAGUAACAGCUUAA